AUGAAUUCAACUGUCUCAAGGAAGCAGAUCCCCUCACUUAAAAAUAAUCAUUCAUUGCAAAACCUUAAGAUCUAACCUCUCAGAAUCAGAGAAGAAAGGCUUAAGAAAGUAUUUUUAUCUCCAAACAGAAAUAACUCUUGCUUAUCGCCCUCAUAAAAGAACAUCACAUCCUAAAAAUCUUAGAGGAAGAAGAAAAUAGAUGUAGUGACAAGCAAAUAUUAAACCAAUAAUAAUAUACCUUCGAAAACAGAGAAAGAAAUGCUACAGUAGAUACAAAGACAUGUUUAAACUUCUAGGAGAGCCGCAGAGGAGAUAAAACGUCUUGAGAAAAAUAUCAAAAUGUAAUCCAAGUAGUUGAAGAUGCAUUAAGAAGAAUUUGAGCGAAAAGAGUAGCAGACAAAGUUAACCAGAACAAUGACAAUGGGAAGCAUGAUUUCAACAAAUGUCAGUGGCAAUUACCAAAAAGCCCCUUCAGUCAGAUAAAGUUUCAGCAAUAAGAGGGAUAACUCAAUGAAUAAUUCAAGGGUUAGAUUUGCUGAUUAGGAGGAUGCUGGCUCCAGACAUGAAAUAAGCUUCUCCAAGAAAUCCACCGAUUCCAAUAAAAGAGAAAGUAUAAAAAAUAAUUGCUACUACGGAUUUAAAGCAAAAAAUUUAAAUAACACUUACUUCAAUUCGAAUGUAGUCAACAGCUCUAUAUAAUUAUAGAGAAUAGGUUAGAGAGCUGUCAAUAUCUAGAGCUAGAUUGAUAAUCAGAGAAGAAAUAAAAAUGUCAAAUCUUAAAAAAAUGCUGAAUUUAGGAAGUCAUCACUUUCUUAAGCUAGCGCUAGAUCUAGGUCAAGAUCAAAGUCAAAUAAUUCUAUAUCUAGAUAUGGAAUGAACUAAUUAAAGCAAUAUUAAGUAAAAGAGAAUAACUUAUCUACAAAUCAAUCCUAAAUGUCUUAUCUGAUUAUGCAAAAGGAACCAUCAAGAAUAGAGCUGAUGAAAAGCAACCUUAAAUAAUCUCUGGACUUUAUUAAGAAAUAAAAAAAUCAAAGCAAGAAAGACCUUUUGAAAUAAAACAAAGAGAAUAUGCUACUUUCAAAUGAGAAAAAUUAAAAAAUUAAGAAGUGCAUUGAUUAGUUUAGUCCAGUACUUUAGAUAUCUAUUGAAAAAUCAUAGAUCCAUCAAACUUAGCUCAGCAAGAUAUUUAGCUAGUAAAAUCUCUUUUCUCCCGUUAGUAUGAUUAAAGGUAAAAGAGAUUAUGAUUGCGAUUUAUUCUCAAACAAUGAAAGCUUGUACAGAACUACUGAUCCAUCAAGACCACUUUAAGAAGUUUUAAAUUAUAAAGAAAAAAAUCAAAACGAAAUAGACAGACUUAGAUAACUUAGAUAAAUAAGCAAGACUAACUUGAAUGUUUUCAGCUGCACUAAAUAACCAUAAGUUAAAAAGAAAUUUAUGAACUAUAUAUGCGAAUCAAGUGAUAGCGAUUCAACCACUAAUGAGUUCAGCUCAAACUAUAUUUGA
Messenger RNA from Stylonychia lemnae, 1503 nucleotides. The record is from the annotation of a GenBank genome assembly. NCBI's taxonomy places the organism in Eukaryota, Ciliophora, Spirotrichea, Sporadotrichida, Oxytrichidae.